Messenger RNA from Cucumis melo (muskmelon), 884 nucleotides. RefSeq lists its product as uncharacterized. The coding region runs from base 444 to 884 and encodes 146 amino acids. Lineage: Eukaryota; Viridiplantae; Streptophyta; Magnoliopsida; Cucurbitales; Cucurbitaceae. The record is from RefSeq and is a predicted model, not a curated record. The transcript has a single exon.
UUAGUUACAAAAUAUUUAUAGUUAAUAAAGGAAUGAAAGAAGAUUGAAGUAAAAAUAUUAAGAAGAGGGAGAGAGAGAGAGUGUGUGUGUGUGUUGAAGGGGUUCGUGUUAGUGUUAGCGAGAAAGUGUUGAAUGAGUGGUGGUGGAGGACACGUCUGACCUUUUGAAUUCUCGCAAGAAACUAUUUCAUACUUUCCAUAUAAAUUCAAACCCUCCAAGAAAAUAACCAAAAAAAAAAAAUCCUCACAAAAUUCUGCAAAUCCUUUUCCAUUUUUGGAUUUUUCCUUCCGAUUAAUCGCAUCCUCUUCCUCUCUUUCCCCUUCAUUUCAUCUUCUCCCCCCAUACCCUCCUUCAACAACUCCACAAUCAAUCCAUCUCCUUUCUGGAUUCCCAUUGCACAGUAAUCCAACGCGCUUCAUUUGACCAAUCCGAUUCAAUCUAUCAUGAAUCAGGGCGUCCUCCUCCGAUCGCCGCCGGGUACUCGCCAACAACCACUACUCAGAGACAAAUCAGGCAACAUAGUUAAAGAAAAGCGCCGGUUCGCGGAGGUCGCCGGUGGAACAGCAGCGGAGUGCGCGGCAAUAUGUUGUUGCUUUCCAUGCAGUAUGAUGAAUCUUCUGAUAUUGACGGUGUAUAAAGUUCCAGUAGGACUCUGCAAGAAAGUGUGGAAUAAGAGGGGAAAACGACGGGAAAUCGCAAAGAAAAACGCGGGGGCGGUGGUGGGAGGUAAGGAGUGGGGGAAUGAUGAUCGUGAAAAGGAGGAUUGGGGAGAAUCGCUUCCGUCGUCGUAUUUGUCAUCGGAGGAUAUGGAAUUGGAGAAGGAGAUGUGGGAACGAUUUUACGGAAAUGGCUUCUUGAGGACUCCAUCGCAAAGAGAAACUUAA